This is a messenger RNA of Leucoraja erinaceus (little skate), 3379 nucleotides long. Its product is annotated as autophagy-related protein 16-1-like. Gene Ontology annotation, molecular function: protein binding. Gene Ontology annotation, cellular component: autophagosome membrane. The transcript is spliced from 18 exons. The record is from RefSeq and is a predicted model, not a curated record. Bases 12 to 1913 code for a protein of 633 amino acids. Gene Ontology annotation, biological process: negative stranded viral RNA replication; autophagosome assembly. Lineage: Eukaryota; Metazoa; Chordata; Chondrichthyes; Rajiformes; Rajidae.
UUGACGACUCUAUGCAUCUGGUGCUGCGGCCUAGGAUCUCUGGUUCCGGCGGUUGCGGGGCAGCCUGGUGGAUGCGACGGUGCGCCGGAUGCGGCGGAGGACCCCGAGCCAAGAUGGCGGCGGCGACAGCGCGCUGGAGGAGACACAUCAGCGAACAGCUGCGGCUCCGCGACCGGCUACAACGACAGGCCUUCGAGGACCUGGUCCAGGCGUACAAUAAACUUCUGGAGAAAUCCGACCUACAAACUGUCCUCGCCGGGAGGUUUCAGGGUGAGAAGUAUGAGUUUCACAACAGAUCCGACACUAGUCCAUUAUCGGAUGGAGUACGGGAUGAGACGACGCAUGAAGUUGCCCAGAUGCGGAUCCGUCACCAGGAAGAGCUCACAGAGCUCCACAAGAAGCGUGGUGAGCUUGCCCAGAAUGUCAUUGAACUUAACAUCCAACUACAACAAAAGGACAAAGAGAUCCAUGCCAAUGAAUCAAAGAUGGCUGACUAUGAGAAACAGAUACAGCAACUGAGUAAUGAGUGUCAGGAGCUGCGAAACAAGCUCCAGGAGCUGGAGCAAGCCAAUCAGACACUGAAGGAUGAAUAUGAUGCUCUCCAGAUUACCUUCACGGCCCUUGAAGACAAGCUGCGGAAAACAUCCGAUGAAAACCGGGAGCUAAUCACACGCUGGAUGGCUGAGAAAGCACAGGAAGCUAAUCGACUAAAUGCAGAAAAUGAGAAGGAUACAUGGAGACGCCAUGCAAAGCUCAAAAAGGAUCUGGCUGAGGCCGCCAAAGAACUGUUGAAUAUUGAUCCUGAGGAUGAUAUAGAGGUGCUUGGUGAAGAAGGGCCUGACACUGCAGAAGAACCAUCAGCGGUGCGAGCUACGCACAGGACUCCCAGAAGGACUUCACAGGCAUCUGGACUCUUGGACUCUAUUGGUAAUAUCUUUGGAAAACGAUCACCCACGUUACAUGGGACUGUGAGUGAUGCCCGCGAUGUCAGUACUGGACCUUGCAAUCAGAUGCAAUUACCUACCACACCACUCCACAUGUUUGACGCUCAUGAUGGAGAGGUGAAUGCAGUCCAAUUUAGCCCAAGAUCCCGAAUGGUGGUGACUGGUGGGACAGACAGAAAGGUUAAAAUGUGGGAUAUCACCUUGGGAAGAUGUGAACUGAAGGGCUCUCUCACUGGCAGUAAUGCUGGAAUUACCAGUCUUGAAUUUGACAGCACAGGAGCAUAUCUGCUUGCAGCCUCCAAUGACUUUGCUAGCAGAAUUUGGACGGUGGAUGAUUCGCGACUACGGCACACAUUAACAGGACACAGUGGGAAGGUGCUUUCCGCAAAGUUUCUUCUGGACAAUGCCCGUAUAGUAUCGGGCAGCCAUGAUCGGACUCUCAAACUCUGGGAUUUGAGCCGUAAAAUCUGCAUAAAAACGGUGUUUGCUGGCUCCAGCUGCAAUGAUAUUGUUUGCACUGACCAGUGUGUUAUGAGUGGGCACUUUGACAAGAAAAUUCGUUUCUGGGACAUCAGGACGGAAAGCAUUGUGCGAGAAUUGGAGCUACAGGGUCGUGUCACGGCGCUCGAUCUCAGCCCAGACCACACGGAACUGCUUACCUGCUCCAGAGAUGACAUAUUAAAGAUCAUUGAUCUACGUACAAAUGUGACAAAACAGUCUUUCAGUUCACCAGGAUUCAAGUGUGGAUCAGACUGGACAAGAAUAACGUUCAGCCCAGACGGAAGGUUCAUCGCUGCAGGGUCUUCAGAUGGAACUCUCUAUGUUUGGAGUGUCGAAUCUGGGAAGGUGGAAAGAUCUUUGGGAAAGCAUCACAGCUCCUCUGUAAACGCAGUAUCAUGGUCGCCAUCUGGGGAGCAUGUGAUCAGUGUGGACAAAGGAAGUCGUGUGGUCCUUUGGUCAGGGAUUUGAGUGAAAGCCACCAGAAGCUGGCCAAGUAGUGCCCUUGCACUCAACGCACCUUCUAGCUACACGGAGGAGAUUGCCCACGACAUGCUUGGAAUUGCAACACAGUAUGGCAGAGUGAGCCUCGUAGAACAUCCCUCUCGUAUAUCUGAGCUGCUGACAAGGCAUUUGGACAAUGGUGGGCUCUUCUGCAUUUACAAUCAUUCACAAGAAGCAUGCUCUCUGCCUGCUGGGGUAAAUCAUUUCAGGUGAUAUCUGCAGGGCUUUUUGCCAUACCAGCUGCUGUGAUUAACUUCAGGACACAAAGCCACUCUACUAGGCCUGGGUUUUCCACCUAAGGUGCCUGGCUGUCUUCGUGCCCUCUGCUUCCUUUUUGUUGCUACCAUAUCAAUCACAGGAUCUGUUGAUAUAUUGUGUCCAUCAUUUCCCUUCCCCAACCUGAGUAAAGAUACUGGUUUAAUUCUUCGGCAGACUCUGGAAUGGGAAGUGCUGAAAGUGAAAUGUAGUUACAGAUGGCUUGUGCUUUGUUGGUGAAAUAGUUUGAAGUGAAGAAUAGCUAAUGCAUUAUAUCGACAAGGAAAGGUGUUUGCUUGUACUGUGAGGGAGUUAUGCACCAUAUUCUAUAUUAUUGUGAGAAGCCUUCCCUGAAAGAGAAAUUUGGUUUCCUACCACUGAGGGCAGAUGUUAAUUUUCAAUUGUUUGUUCUUUAAAUGUGGAAUUACUGCCUUUGUAGCUUAAUUGCACUGAAAUUAUUGCUUGUUCCCAAUUACUCUCAGCUAGUGGUGGGUUGCUGCUGUGAAUCAUGUGAUUAUGCUCCCAUCGCGCUGGUGUCCAAGGGGAUAAACUUCCAAUUAUUAAUCUCCAUUAAGGGUUAAUCUGGCCACAUUUGCAAGAUCAGCAGAACUGCACGGUUUCUCCUCAGUUUUAGCAAUCUACCUGUCAAGUUGCUAUUUACCCUCUUUACUCAUCAUGCACCCAACCUUCCAUAACUUAUCCUGAAUGUUUUCAAUGGUCACUUGUUCCUUGCAUUUUAUUUUCGGCAACUUAGUUUUUAUGAUCAAGCUAAUUUGCAGACUUUAUUCAGAGGACCAGCAUCCAAACUUUGCACUUUAAAGUAUUUCUAGACCCAGUCAAGCAUUGUCCAGCUUCUUGUUCCAUGUAUCUCCUAUAGAGACACCAGGCCACCAUCUGUGUCAUGUGACAUGAUACAGUUGAAUCCCUAAGACAGGUUUCUAGUGUGUAGUCUCUAUCUGAUGAUUGAGAGAAGUGCUUGGGGAGUUAAAAUUGGCAUCAACUCUCCGGUGUUCGGUCAAAAUUGAAGUAGCCAGACAUACUGAAAAUGGCCAUUGUGACCCGUGCUGGAAAGUAUGUCUGUGUGUGUGUUGGGAAAUAUUGAAUGGAAGCAUCUACCUCGUGAUGCACAUCUUUCUCAACCCCCCCCCCCCCCCCCCCCCCCCCCCCCCCCCCCCCCC